Plasmodium yoelii is the source of this 2856-nucleotide messenger RNA. RefSeq names its product conserved protein, unknown function. Bases 1 to 2856 code for a protein of 951 amino acids. Gene Ontology annotation, cellular component: nucleus; nuclear origin of replication recognition complex. The transcript has a single exon. NCBI's taxonomy places the organism in Eukaryota, Apicomplexa, Aconoidasida, Haemosporida, Plasmodiidae. The record is from RefSeq and is a predicted model, not a curated record. Gene Ontology annotation, molecular function: DNA replication origin binding. Gene Ontology annotation, biological process: DNA replication initiation; DNA replication.
AUGAACAAUAUGUUGGAUAGUUUAAAUCUAGAAAAUAUAGCUAAUGUUAAAAUAAAGGCAUAUAAAAAUACAAAUAUUUAUAAUGAUAUACAAAGAAAUGACGAAAAUAAACAAGACAAUUAUUAUGAUGUAUAUAUAUUAACAUAUAUAAAACAUAUCGUUAGAAUAAAAGCAAAUUUAGCGUUACAUGGAGGAUUAUAUAGUAACUAUUUUGAAAAAUGUGAAGAAGAAUGUAUUUCAAAUAUUAUGUUUAAUAAUUUAUUAAAUAAAGAUGAAAAAAAAAAAAAAGAAAUAACAGAUAAAAAGGGUAAUAAUUCUGAUGAAGAUCCAAAAAACGAAGGAAAAAAUGACUUAAAAUUUAAUAUUAAAGAAUUACUAAAUAAAUUAAUUAGAUCUUAUAAAAUUAGAGAAAAUAAAAUUUUUUUAAUUACAGGUAUGUUAGGAUGUGGAAAAACAACUUGUGUAAAUUUAGCAAUUGAAUAUUAUAAUAAAUUUUUACAAAUUGAAAAAAAUAUUAAAAAUAAAAAUCAAGUUAAAAAAAAUGUCUUAUUUACAGCAGAUGAAAAACAAUCAUGGAAUAAAAAAAUAUAUAAAAAAACACCAUAUAUAACUAAAAAUUAUAAAGAUGAUUAUUCAACAAGUUAUGAAACUACUUCUUCUUUAUCAUCCUCUAAAAAAAUAAAAAUAAAUUUUGAUGAACCAUUAUUUAAUUUUACACCUAAAAAAAAAAAAAAUCAAAAAAAUUCAAAAAAUGAAAUAUCACUAUCUAACAAACAAGACACAUUAAAUAAUUCCAAAUUAAAACAAAACAAUUAUGAAAAUAAUAACAAUAAUUUACUUAAUCAAAAUAUCGAACAAAUUAAUGAUAAUAUUAAAAAUUUAUUUGAAAACAACGAUUUGUCUCCUUUAAGAAAAAAUACUAAUAUAAGAAAUAAAAUACAAUUUGAGGAAAUGUUUAAAGAACAUACUAAAGAUAAUGAAAAUAACACAAACACAGAAAAUAGUCAUAAUUCUGAUGAAGAUGAUUGGAAUAGUAAUGCUUAUGAAAAUGAUGAUAAUGAAAAUGACGAUAAUGAAAAUGGAGAUAAUGAAAAUGGAGAUAAUGAAAAUGAUUCAGGGUUUAAUAAAAAAUAUCGAAAAAUUGUUAAUGAAAUUCAAAAAGAAGAAAAAGAAGAAAGGUUUUUAUAUAUUAUUCGAAUUAGUGCAUAUUUAUAUAAAGAUGAUUUACAAUGUAUCAAAUCUAUAUAUUCUCAAUUAUACAAUUAUAUAGAAGAAGAUGAUAAGAUGCCAACAAAUUUAUUACUAAAUGAUUAUAUUAUAAAACUAGAAGAAUUAUUAAUAAAAAUAAAUAAUAAUAAAAAACAAACAAUAUUAAUUAUUGAAAAUGUAGAAAAAUUUUGUUUACAAAAUAAGCAAAAUUUAUUAUACACACUUUUUGAUCUUUUACAUAAAAAAAGUAUAUGUAUUAAUAUAAUUUGUUUAACUAAUGUUCUUGAUAUAACACAAACAUUAGAAAAAAGAAUCAAAUCAAGAUUUACAUUUGAAAUGAUAUAUAUAUCUCCUAUUUUAAAUAUUGAAGAAAUUACAAAAUUGGUUUAUAAAGUUUUAUAUGUUAAUCUAGAUGAUUUCCAUCUUAUAAAAAAAUAUUAUUCAGUUUAUUUUUCAUAUUUUGAUUUAAUCAAAAUUCAAAAAUUUCUUCAAAUAUAUAAUUCUACUAUACAAAAAGAGAUAGCGAACACUAAGCUUUUAAAUCAAUGGUCUUAUGAUAUUAAUUAUGGUCUUGAUAUUAGACAUAUUUAUCAUACAUGUGUUGAUGCUAUUUUAUCUAUAUGUGAAUAUAAACAUAUACUCAAUGGUAAUUUAAAUGUCUUUGAAAAUAAUACUAUUUUAGAUCCAAACCAUUUAAAAAAUAUGUCACCAAACAAUUCACAAUCCAAUAAUAAUCAAGAUAAUUGUUUUGUCUACAGUCAAAAUAAAGACGAUGAUUUUUACCAUAAUGACCAAUCGAAUAGUGAUCAAAAUUUGGGAGAUACAAACUUUGGAAAUACACACGUUGGAAAUACCCAAUUUGGAAAUACAAGUUUUGGGAAUACAAGUUUUGAAAAUGUAAAUUCUGAAAAAUUUGGAUUUUUUUCAAAAGAUAAAAAAAGUAAUCUCGAGUAUUUAAAAGAGAGACCAUGCAAAUUGGAUUGCACACCAAUCAAGCGCAACUUUAAUGAUAAUGAAAAAAAUGCAGAAAAUGCAGAAAAUGCAGAAAACGAAGAAAACAUACAAAACAUGCAAAACAUACAAAACAUGCAAAACAUGCAAAACAUGCAAAACAUACAAAACAAUUUCCAUUUUGAUAUGGGCUUAGAUAUGAGCCCCCGUAAACUUAAAGAGAAUAUAAAAUUAAAAAAUAAUGUCGAAAGUUAUUAUAUACUAAACAAUGUGCAAUCCAAAUUUAUUAGAAGACAUUAUAUUAAAAAAGUGUUAAGAGAUUUAUGUUUAAUCGAAUAUAUGAUUUUGUGUGCAUUUACCCGAUUAUAUAAAAAAGAAAUAUUACCAAAAACUUUAUAUGUAAUUAUAUUAGAAAUUAACAAAUUUAAACAAGCAUAUCCACAAGAACAAAUUGUUGGGUUUUCUUUGGAUGCAUAUAGAAGAUCUUUUUUUAGGCUUGUUGAUUUAGAUAUUAUUAUUUUAUCAUCUUAUUCAUUAAGUCAUUUGAAUAUAAAAAAUUUUAGUAACGAUUCCUUUGGAUUACAUGAACCGACUAAAUUUCCAUGCUACGAUAUAUUUUUAGAAAAUAUUGAAACAUAUAAUUUAAAUCACAAUUUGAUACAAUGGGUUAAGCACACAACAGAAGUUAUGCAAUAA